AUGACGAGCAGCAUUCUCGAAAAGCAGAUCGGGUUGCGCCAGCUUACCAGCGACACCUUCGCUGCCGGCUGGCACCCGGAUUGGGGGAUCGGACCGACUUUACUGGGUGGUUGUGUCGCCGCCAUCAUUCAACUUACUGCGCAGACGUAUCUGAGAACUGAUCCAGUACUGGUCAAAGUGAACCAACCAGACGUACUCAAUCUACAUCUUGAGUUUCUCCGUACAUCCACCCACGACUAUAGCAUCAUCAAGGUCAUUCCGUUGAAGAUCGGUGGUACCGUGACCACGUUACAACUACAGCUGCUGUGA
This is a messenger RNA of Diaporthe citri, 309 nucleotides long. RefSeq lists its product as uncharacterized. The coding region runs from base 1 to 309 and encodes 102 amino acids. The transcript has 2 exons. The record is from RefSeq and is a predicted model, not a curated record. Lineage: Eukaryota; Fungi; Ascomycota; Sordariomycetes; Diaporthales; Diaporthaceae.